Gossypium arboreum is the source of this 3143-nucleotide messenger RNA. Its product is annotated as protein LOW PSII ACCUMULATION 1, chloroplastic. Lineage: Eukaryota; Viridiplantae; Streptophyta; Magnoliopsida; Malvales; Malvaceae. The transcript has 4 exons. Bases 154 to 1134 code for a protein of 326 amino acids. The record is from RefSeq and is a predicted model, not a curated record.
AAAGACAAUUGGGCAACUCAGAGACAACAACUGGUGAGCGUGGCAGUUUAUUGAUCACAUCUCUCCAAGAAACGCCAGUGUUUAACUGUAAGAAAUGAAUGUAACGAACCAAACCAACAGAACUCCCCCCAAGUUCCAGGUUGCUGUCUGGCCAUGGCUUCCAUGGCACAAUUUUGUUACAUUAUUGGCCCCUCAAACCUUAGACAAAAGUAUAGUAGUUUCAGAUUUUGCUUCCAAAACCCCGUUUAUAGAAAGAAUGCACUGUCUAAUAUAAGUACAAGAUUUCAUGCAAAGCCAUCAUCAGUCUCAGUCUCCCCUACCAUCGUUUGCUCAGCUGCUAAUAAGCCUUCUUCCUCCUCACAAGUUAGUUCUUCAGCCAAGAUAAGGAGUGAAGUUCUGUCUCCCUUUCGGUCUGUGCGUAUGUUCUUUUACCUCGCAUUCAUUGCGAGUGGUUCCUUGGGAGGAUUAAUAGCCACCACGCAGUUAAUUGCUUCUCUAACCAAUCCUGCAAGAUCAUCCGAAGUUCCCGAUAUUUUAACAGGUCUUGGCAUAGACAUUGGAGCAGUAUCUAUCUUUGCAUUUCUGUAUUUCAGGGAGAACACUGCUAAGAAUGCGCAACUAGCCAGACUCUCAAGAGAAGAAAGCCUUUCCAAUCUUAAGCUCCGAGUGAAUCAAAAUAAGAUCAUUUCAGUUAGCAGUUUGAGAGGAAUUGCUCGUCUUGUAAUAUGUUCUGGCCCUGCAUCGUUUAUCCUAGAGUCAUUUAAACUUAGUGAGCCAUUCACUGAGAGUCUUCUCGAAAGAGGAGUGCUGGUGGUUCCUUUCGCUACAGAUGGAAACUCACCUAGUCUCGACUUUGAUGAGAGUGAAGACAUGAAAGAGAUCACUGAGAAAAGAAAGAGGCUUUGGCAACUGGCCCCGGUUUAUGUUUCUGAGUGGACCGAGUGGUUGGAUGAACAAAAGAAACUGGCUGGCAUUUCCCCUGAAUCUCCUGUUUAUUUAUCUCUGCGCUUGGAUGGUCGUGUACGUGGAAGUGGUGUUGGUUACCCUCCUUGGAAUGCUCUUGUUGCUCAGUUGCCACCGGUAAAGGGACUAUGGUCAGGUCUUCUUGAUGGAAUGGAUGGCAGAGUUCUUUGAAGGAAGGUUAGUUUACCUUUCUAUAUGUUUAUAGGUUUUCACAUUAAGUUGCAGUAUGUACUAAUUUAUUCUUUAUUUUACUUAUAUAUAUGUUUCAUAUUAUAAUCAAAUGCUGUAAAGAGUAUUCGGGUUUAUUUUCUUGUUUAGAAAUGAAGUUUUCAUCUACAUGGAAUGAGAUGGUGAAACAAUGCCAGGGUAAGGGAAUAUAAGAAGGGGACAUUAUGGAUUCUUGUUCCUAAAACAAUGAAAUAUUGUGCAGUAUAAUCUGAAUGUUAUCAUUUCUGCCUCCUUUAAUUACUGAGUUUAGUUGUAACAACGCCUAUCAUCACCAGGACCGGUUUUCUUCUUGUAAAACUAUGCAAAACAGAAGGAAACAAGAGGUUAUGUAUUUCUGAAUGUUACAUUUUUCCUAUGUCCAACAACAAAAUGACAAAACAGGAAUUUGCUUCAAGCUGAAUACAUACACAUAUAUAUGGUCUCAUCUUAUGUUGCUGCUCAUGUUCUAUUGCAGAUCUUACAGGGUUCUGCCCUAUCUGUAUCCCAAAACAACAUUAUUUAUCUACAGAUACAUACUUUUUAAUCUUGUCGUCUAUGAUACCUCGAUUCAGUUAUCAUUCUGUCGGAAGCAAUCAGAAUGAGAAACCAAGAGGAACCAAUACUGUAUGCAGUAACUUGUUGGUAGCUAUGGUAACAUCAUGCUAUGUCGUGAAUGAACCUUUUUGCUAAAUGAUUCAUGUAUAUGGAAGUAGAAGGUCUUUUGUUUCGAAAUCUUAAUUGAUCUCAAAAAACAGUUAUGCCCUUCGGAGGAAGCUCGGCUGUUAAGAUGAUAAAAACGAGUCUGACAGGGGGUUUUUAUCAAUUUUAUGCAUAAAACGUCGACCCGAACAGGAAUUAUAUUUUUCAAACAUUGUUUAGCAUCAAAGGUACACUCAAAAUGAGUCUGGAAGGUGCUCUAUUCUUUUACACUUGUAGCACAAUUGGAUCCAGACACUGUUUUGAACUGCAACAAAAAACAGUAUAACACCGAAAGAACCUUUCAGGGUUUUAUCAGAUGAUCACCAAUUUUGUCACUGAUGUGUUGAAACAUAACAUAGGAAAGUAAGGCAUUAAUAAAUGAGAGAAAUAAAGAGAAAGAUGAUAGUAUUGUACACGUCGUUUUUGGUAGAAACAAGCUCAAAGCCAGAUAGAGGGGGGAAGACGAUAUAUAUAUUAGCCAUAGGAUCAUUGAAACCCAAAAUUAUUACAAAAUGAAACAGUGACUCAUUUAACUUCUUCAAUCUCAUCCAAUGCGUAGUUGUUGGUAGAUACAUUGGCGUAAUUAACUUUGUUGAAUCGAACCACAACUGGGUACCGAGUCUUGGGAUCCUGCACCAAAUGGAAACAAAAUUAGAUCCAUAGUUCCUUCAUACAUGCAUGCAUGCAUGCACAUGGAGCUGGAAGAAGAAAGAGAGAAAGAGUGACCUGGUCAACUGUAACAACUGAUCCAUAGCUGUUGUACCAGUAGGACUCCCUCCUAAGAAUCUUCACCUAUCAUAUCGAACAUCAUUUCAUCAAACUUUUUGUUCAUAGUAACAAUUUUGAUUCCCUGUUUAAUGAUCAAAGCUUAACUGAGAGUGAUUUAUGUUUACUUAUUUUCCCUACAUCAUCUCUGCAGAUAUAUUCUACAUGUGAGGGAGCUAACCUUGGUGCCUCUUUUUGGUCCUAUUGGUGGUGGCUUAGGCUUAGGAGCUUCACCCCCUUCAGGUGGUGCAGUGGUGGUUGCUGGGGUUGGAGAGGGUGGUGGUGGUGAAGCCUCAUCAGCUGCCCUCACAACAAGCCUUGAGGUGUUGUUGGUCUUGGAUGGGAAAAACACCAUGUUGUUGUUGUUGGUCUUAGAAGUCCCUGCAGAAACAUUGGGUGUUAGCAAGAAACCUGAAGCAGCCGAUGCCAUGUUGCAGCAGCUAGCCAUGUCUCCACGCUUUGAUCUUUUCUGUGUCUGUAACAAAGGGAUAGUGUGGCAGAAAAAUUGU